AUGUCAUUAGAACAACAACAGCAACAUCCUCCCAACCCAAUCAUCAUCGUCGGUGGUGGUCUUGCUGGUCUUUCCGCGGCUCAUCAGGCAUACUUGAGAGGGGCAAACGUAAUCCUCCUCGACAAACAAGGUUUCUUAAGUGGAAACAGUGGUAAGGCCACUUCAGGAAUAAAUGGUGCCUUAACAAGAACCCAAGUGAAAUUAGGUAUUCCUGAUUCAGUUGAACAAUUUUAUCAAGAUACACUUGCUGCUGCUAAAGAUAGGGCCAAUCCUGAAUUAAUUAAAGUAUUGACAUAUAAUUCGGCAGAUGCUAUUCAUUGGUUACAAGAGGUUUUUGAAUUGGAUUUGAGUAUUGUUUCUAGAUUGGGGGGACAAUCUCAGCCUAGAACUCAUAGAGGUCAUGAUUCUAAAUUUCCAGGAAUGGCUAUUACAUAUAGACUUUUGGAAAGGUUAGAGACAUUGAGUGAAACUGAACCUUUUCGAGUUCAAAUAUUAAAGAAUUGUCAAGUUAUUGAUUUGGUGGUUGAUGACAAUGAUGGGUCUAAAAUCUUGGGGGUUAAAUUUAAGAAUCUUCAAGAUAAAUCAAAACAUGAAGUUUUGGGUCCUGUGAUUAUGGCUACUGGUGGUUAUGCUGCUGAUUUCACCAAGAAUAGUUUAUUGAGAAAAUAUCGUCCUGAUAUUAUUGACCUUCCAUCUACAAAUGGAAAUCAUGCCACUGGGGAUGGUCAAAAGAUCAUCAUGAAGAAUCAUGGGGUUGGUAUUGAUUUGGAUAAAGUUCAAGUUCAUCCUACUGGAUUAAUCGACUACAACGAUAAGGACGUGGUUAUGGGUAAAAAGACUCCUAGAUUUUUAUUCUUGGGUGCAGAAGCAUUAAGAGGAGAAGGUGGUAUUAUGCUCAACUCCAAGGGUGAAAGAUUUGUCGAUGAAUUAGGAACCAGAGAUUGGGUUUCUGGAGAAAUGGAAAAACAAUUCAAGGCAGGUAAUGGUCCAAUCCGAUUAAUCUUGAAUGAAACCAGUGAAAAGAAUUUAGAAUUCCAUAUCAAACACUAUACUCAAAGAAACUUGAUGAGAACGGUUUCUGGACGUGAAUUGGCCGACGAAUUAGGUUGUACUGAUGAACAGCUCGCUUCUCAAUUAGACACAUACAAUCGUGCAGCUAGUGGUGAAAUCAAAGAUCCAUACGGAAAGAAAUAUUUCCCAGCUACUCCAUUCAACUAUCGUCCAGAUUCAAAAUAUCAUGUUGCUUUUGUAACUCGUGUCUUGCAUUUCACUAUGGGUGGAGUCAAGAUCAAUGAUCAUUCUCAAGUUGUGCGUGAGAAUGGAUCUCCAUUUGAAGGUUUAUAUGCCGCCGGUGAAGUUGCUGGUGGUGUACAUGGGCACAAUAGAUUAGGUGGAUCUUCAUUAUUGGCUUGUGUGGUAUAUGGAAGAUUAGCUGCCGAUGAAGCAACCAGUCAUGCUUUCCAAAAGUUGAGCUCUGCAGCACCGGUGGCAGCCCCUGUUGAAGCUGCUUCUAAGAGAUUGAAUAUGAUUAGUUUACAUAUUGAUCCAGAAAGCGGUAGAAUUAUCAUUGACCCAAAGGGGCUGGCUUCACCUGAGUCAAUCCCAGCCUCAGCAACUCCAACUUCGACCCCAAUUGCUUAUGCAUCAUCUGCUUCAAGUGUUGCUGCUCCAGCUCCUACCAAAGCAGCAGCUCCAAAACCAUUCAGUAUCCCAGAUCGUGAAUAUACAAUGGAAGAAAUCGCCAAACAUAACAAAGAAAAUGACUGUUGGUGUGUUGUAAAGAAUGUUGUUCUUGAUUUAACAUCAUUCUUAGCUAAUCACCCAGGUGGAAUGGAAUCAAUUGUGAAUUUUGCUGGUAGAGAUGCUACUGAAAGUUAUGCAAUGUUGCAUGAAGAUAAUUUUAUUCCAAAAUAUGUUAGUGGUUCUGUUUUGGGUAGGGUUAAGGGAACUGUUCCUACCUUGGAUUUGUAG
Hemisphaericaspora subhashii is the source of this 1971-nucleotide messenger RNA. It is a transcript of the gene OSM2, whose product is annotated as fumarate reductase. NCBI's taxonomy places the organism in Eukaryota, Fungi, Ascomycota, Pichiomycetes, Serinales, Debaryomycetaceae. Bases 1 to 1971 code for a protein of 656 amino acids. The record is from RefSeq and is a predicted model, not a curated record. The transcript has a single exon. Gene Ontology annotation, molecular function: oxidoreductase activity; FMN binding; heme binding.